CUGCAGCGAGACUCCGCAACGAGUGCAACAUGAUAGUGAAAACAGUGGUUCUGUUGGCUUGCCACUGCCUGGUGUCAAGUGCAGCCGGAGCUCGCGAUGACGUGAUUCAGAAGUCGCUGGGACCUUCUUUCUCAGGAUCAGCUCGAGUACGGAAUGACAUCAUCAUGUACAGGCCGAGUGGCGAGGAAGCGAUGGAUGGUGGAUACGACUUGCUCGCACGUAAAACUGAGGUCCAGUGUGUGAAGUCCGGCCUGCAGUGUGCACGCGAUGGCACGACGCUCGUGGAGUGCUCUGGCUCGUUGGAGGCAGUCAGCGCGUGGGACUGUCGCAGGAUCUUCCCCAAGCACUUGUUCCUGGGCGAGGAUGCCGUGGAAGUCCUCUGUGACCCUUUCCGUGGGAGCUGCGCUGCUCUGAUUCAGGUCGCAGAGCCGGACGACAGUCGCCCAGGACCGAUGCCAGCAGACCAGAACGGUUUUCAUCAAGAGACGAGCACACCAAACAAAAUUCUUAGUUUAACAAAUGAAAAAGAUGAUUUUCCUUCCAAAGGACAGAACUUAAAUAACAAGCUUACUGCGAUUCCAGCUAAUAUUAGUACCAAUGAAACUCAAAAUAGCACUACUGAGAAUCCAACUGCUUUGUUGAAUUCUGCCAACAAGAAUGAAUUUCCAGUAGACAGUAAUUUACAAAAUGAAGGCGCAGAUUCUCGAGGGAAGGAAAAUAUUUCAAGCACAUCAGCCAACAUCACUGGCGCAGGGAACAAUAGUGAAAGCGCAAACCCGGUAGCUUCCCUGCCUUACGUAAAAUGCACGACCCUAGGUAUGCACUGCGCAGAUGCAACCACUAUUGUUGACUGCGAUGACAAGUCUUCAGAACCUCUCUUCGAACUGUCCUGUUCAUCCAUGCUGCAGUCCUCGGACAUGGAAAGCGAAUCCGGCCUGUGCGAUAACGUCACCGCCUCCUGUCUGCUCAACCUCGAAGGCGUCCCGCUUCGGAUGCGCGUAUUUCAGUCCGACGAAAGUACGGGAUCCGUGUGUCAGGACGGAACUCUGACGUGCGCGGACAACGUGACUCUGGUGGCAUGUUCCGGAGACAGCAGCAUCCCCAACUACGCCAUAAACUGUGCAGGCGAAGAGAGCAACGACAUUUUCUCCUCAUACUGCGAUGCGGAGCAGAAAGGCUGUGUGAUAAAGCGAAAAGACUCCAGCUACGAGCCGGUGAGUCAAAGCUCCGCAACACCCGUCACGCAGAGUGCGGAAACCAAGAAGCCUCCCUCGAUCGUGGCCAUACCGAGCAUGUUCCUGAUCCCGCCCCUCAUCCCACUGUCGGAGAGCGUAGGCACCACCCCCGAGGCGAGCGCGCCUCUGUGUCGAGAGGCAGGCUGGAAGUGCGCCAACUCGAGCUCCCUGGUGCUGUGCUCGACCGGGACGGAGCCGGUAGUGCAGCUGGACUGCGGCGCCGUCGACCACCCCUACUGCGACGUGAUGGCCGGCCGCUGCGUGCUGGGAGGGGGCAGCGUCCCCCAGAGCCCGUGCACCCGCCCAGGUCUGCAGUGCAUCGCCGGGCACGUGCUCGGCUGGUGCUCGGCCAGCCUGCAGGUGAGACACGCCUCGCCCUGCGAGACCGUGUGCGACCCCGACACGCACGGCUGCCAGGAGACGCCCUCCCCCGAGACCUCCCGGCAGUCCUCGUCCAGCGACGCUCCAUCCACCACCACCGCCGCGCCGGCUCAGCCCCCGUCCAGCGUCGUCCCGCCCGUGCUGCCGCUCCGCCGCGCCCUGCCCGGGCCGUGCUCCAAGCCCGGCAUGCAGUGCGUCGGGACCGACAUGCUGGGGUCGUGCGACGAGGACCUGGCUCUGAGCUACGUGGUGCCCUGCGCCAAGCUGCUUCCCUACGCUGACGCCAACUCCGUCGAGGUGUUCUGCGACAGGCAGAUCGACGCCUGCGCCAUGUCCCAGGUGCUGGCUAGUUACUCAGACUAGAUGCAGUGCAAAACUAUGCCAAGUGGCAGUUACUGAUGUGCGAAGUAAGCUCACAAGACUUUACAUGAAGGAUAUUAUAUUUUCAACACAAGCUGCAGGGAAAAAAUCAAUAAAACCUGAACACUUGUGAAUUCUUGCUGAGUGUUUUCUUUCAGUAGAAAAACAUUAAAAUAUUAAACUUCUCAUCUGAAUAUACUGUACAAAGUUAACAAUUGCAUUGAAUUGUACUUAGCUUUUGACAGGAAAUACUGUCAGAAGUCAAAGCUAAAAUGUCCAGGGUAGUUGGUAUGUACUCAGAAACCAUCAAGACUGGUUUUGGUACUAAAAAAAUUUUCAAAGCAGAUAUACUAAGUUUUUGUUUCAAAGAAACAAAAUUUAUUUCACUGACAGAAAUUUGUUUAUAGCUCAAAUUAUUUGUGGAAUUAAAAUUAUAUUAUAUAAUUAUGUAAAAUGUUACAAAAUUACACUAUAUAUGUUCCUUGAGGUAUGCAUUAUAUAAUAAAGUACCUGACUAUAUAAGUAAA
Bacillus rossius redtenbacheri is the source of this 2503-nucleotide messenger RNA. RefSeq lists its product as uncharacterized. Lineage: Eukaryota; Metazoa; Arthropoda; Insecta; Phasmatodea; Bacillidae. The transcript is spliced from 3 exons. The record is from RefSeq and is a predicted model, not a curated record. Bases 30 to 1979 code for a protein of 649 amino acids.